AUGGCUAGUUUUCUCAGGGAUACCCCCCUAGGUCAACUAAUUCGACUAGUUUCAGGAGGCCGCCUUCUGAAAUACACAGAAGAUGGAAACGGGCUUGAAAUGUUGCGGAACAGGAGAUUGCAACAUGCAGAUCGGACUACUCAAGCUCCUGUCAACGCCGAAGCCGACCCUGAAGUCCUUGCAAAGAAAGGCACGAACGCCGAUGACCUCGUCCUAGUCGACUGGUACAGCCCGACAGAUCCUGAAAACCCGCGGAACUUCUCAACGGCGAAGAAACUAUGGACCAGCUUCAUCAUUUUUAUCUACACAUUUGUCGUCUACUGCACCUCGUCUAUCACAACACCGUCCUACGCGUACAUCGCGCCUCAGCACGGCCUCAAUGAGACCUCUGUCUCCUUGAUCCUCGCUCUAUACGUUCUCGGCUAUGCUUUAGGUCCCUUGCUGUUUGCCCCAUUGUCGGAAAUACCGUGGAUCGGUCGCAAUAUCCCAUACUGGGCCUCCUUCCUCCCUUUCCUCGCCUUCUCAAUAGCUCUCACACAAGUGCAAGAUCUCAACUUUGCCACCAUAUGCAUUCUACGCUUUCUUCAAGGCUACUUCGGGUCCCCGAUCCUUGCAACGGGUGCGGCUUCCUACGACGACAUUUUUGAUGAGUUUGAAUCACCAUACGGCUACAUGAUUUGGCUCGGUGCAAUGUACGCUGGUCCUGCGGUCGGUCCACUCCUAUCAGGCUACGCCGUCGUGAGGGACUUCAGAUGGCCAUACUGGGAGGUGGCGAUCAUGGCAGGCGGCCUGGUCCCACUGAUUCUUUUGCUGCCAGAGACGAGCGCGGAUUAUAUACUGCUUCAACGGGCAAAGCGCAUGAGAAAAUUCACAGGUGAACCAAAAUAUCGGGCUCCGUCAGAAAUCAAGAGAGUGCGCGUUGCGAAAGUGUUUAUAGACGCCCUCAUUAAACCGACAGAGAUCGCAAUGAAGGAUCCAGCUAUUGCCUUCGUCACCGUAUACGGCGGUGUCGUGUAUGCGACCUACUACUCGUAUUUCGAGGCCUUCCCACUCGUCUACCACGACAGGUAUGGCUUCUCUGCUGGUGCCAUAGGACUGAUAUUUCUCUCCGCAAUCAUUGGUGCCGGAAUCUGCGCCGUUAUCUAUGCUAUUUACCUCCAGCUCUACUUCACCCCCCGGGCUCUGCACAUCAACGCGGCCAUCCCGCAAGAACGAUGGCUGAUUCCCUCCAUGCCAUUCAGCGUGCUCUGCCCAGCAGGUCUGUUCCUCUUCGCCUGGACUGCUACGGCCACCUCGCACGAUGCCAACGGUAUUGAACAUCCGACAUUCCACUGGAUAGUCCCAACGAUCGGCAUAGCGCUCUUCUCCGGCGGCAGCUACGUCGUGUUCCAAUGCACAAUCAUCUACAUCUCCCUGUCCUACCGGAAAUACUUUGCCUCCUUGUCCGCGACGUACGACAUGUCGCGAGGAUCCUUGGCUGCUGGCGUGGUCAUGGGUAGUCGAGCAGUCUUUGUCAGUUGGGGUGUGGACAAGGGCGUAAGCGUCCUCGCCGGCGUCAGUGCCGCUGGGGUGCUGGGCAUGGCGUAUCUGUGGAGAUAUGGGGCGAUGCUGAGGUCGAGGAGUAGGUUUGCGGAGCGUUAG
This is a messenger RNA of Cladophialophora psammophila CBS 110553, 1641 nucleotides long. RefSeq lists its product as uncharacterized. Gene Ontology annotation, biological process: xenobiotic detoxification by transmembrane export across the plasma membrane. The record is from RefSeq and is a predicted model, not a curated record. Lineage: Eukaryota; Fungi; Ascomycota; Eurotiomycetes; Chaetothyriales; Herpotrichiellaceae. The transcript is spliced from 4 exons. Gene Ontology annotation, molecular function: fluconazole transmembrane transporter activity. Bases 1 to 1641 code for a protein of 546 amino acids.